CGCCGCGCGUGCGCACACGGUGUAGAUUGUGGCGCGGGGUCGGUGGUUCUGUUUUUACGCGCGAGCGGGCUCGAUUGUUUCGAAAGAGAAAAUCACAUAUAAUUCAAAAUAAACGGCGAGCGGCAGCAGCCUUCAUUCCGCAUGGUGAGAAUGGCUGAUAAAGAGGUUUAUGACGACGCAGUGGAAGAGCGUGUGAUCAAUGAAGAAUAUAAAAUAUGGAAAAAGAAUACUCCAUUUUUGUAUGACUUGGUUAUGACUCAUGCAUUAGAAUGGCCCAGUCUUACUGUACAAUGGCUACCUGAUGUAACCAGGCCUGAAGGAAAAGAUUACAGCGUUCACCGUUUAGUGUUAGGAACACAUACAUCCGACGAACAGAAUCAUUUGGUUAUUGCAAGUGUCCAGAUCCCCAACGAUGAUGCUCAGUUUGAUGCUUCUCACUAUGAUAGUGAGAAGGGAGAAUUUGGAGGAUUUGGGUCUGUAAGUGGCAAAAUAGAAAUUGAAAUUAAGAUCAAUCAUGAGGGUGAAGUGAAUAGGGCACGUUAUAUGCCACAGAAUCCAUGUAUUAUUGCCACCAAAACGCCAACCUCUGAUGUGCUUGUCUUUGAUUAUACCAAACAUCCAUCGAAACCGGAUCCAAGUGGCGAGUGUAUUCCUGAUCUGCGGCUACGUGGCCAUCAAAAAGAAGGAUAUGGCCUCUCCUGGAACCCUAAUCUGAGUGGACAUCUUCUUAGUGCUUCUGAUGAUCAUACUAUCUGUCUUUGGGACAUUAGUGCAGGUCCAAAAGAAGGAAAGAUAGUUGAUGCUAAAACAAUCUUUACAGGUCACACUGCAGUUGUAGAAGAUGUGUCCUGGCACUUAUUACAUGAAUCUUUGUUUGGAUCAGUGGCUGAUGACCAGAAACUCAUGAUUUGGGAUACCAGGUCAAAUAAUACUUCAAAGCCUAGCCAUUCUGUGGAUGCACACACAGCCGAAGUCAACUGCUUGUCUUUCAAUCCAUACAGUGAAUUUAUCCUAGCAACUGGCUCUGCUGACAAGACGGUGGCAUUGUGGGACCUUCGGAAUCUAAAAUUAAAGCUUCAUUCUUUUGAGUCUCACAAGGAUGAAAUCUUCCAGGUCCAAUGGUCUCCACAUAAUGAAACUAUCCUGGCUUCCAGUGGUACAGAUCGUCGCCUCAAUGUUUGGGAUUUAAGCAAAAUUGGCGAGGAACAAUCAGCAGAAGAUGCAGAAGAUGGACCUCCAGAACUACUGUUUAUUCAUGGAGGGCACACUGCAAAGAUCUCUGAUUUCUCCUGGAAUCCAAACGAACCAUGGGUAAUCUGUUCUGUUUCGGAAGAUAAUAUUAUGCAAGUUUGGCAGAUGGCUGAGAAUAUUUACAAUGAUGAAGAGCCUGAUACACCGGCCUCUGAACUAGAGAGUCAAGGAUCAUAAGCCUCAUUAUCACCACCUGCAUUUAAGAGGUCUGAAAAAAAUCUAGACUGAUAAUCUUAACACAACAAUUUUCCAAGUGGUCCUUUCCAGUCGAAUGUUGGGGCUUGUGUAUAUAUAAAGCACUUACGGAAAUUCUGACGUGCAAUUCCUGUAAUUUCCAGAGAGUGUCGUACAGAAAUUUUGGAAGUGUUUUGAGAAUGCACAGCCUGAUUUAUGCAGUAGUGUGUGAUUGUAUUUCUUAGCAUGUAUAAAAGCUUAUUGAUAGCUGCCAGAAAUCUAAAGCACAAAUUGUGUAUACUUAUGUUUUGCCAUAAUACAGCUUGACCCUGAAAUGUGAUUAGCAGCAGGGGCAUUGAUUUGGAGCAUACACGACAAUUGAUUCCAAUGGAAAUGUGUUAAAUUUGAAGUCUCGACAAGGAAUUUUUUACCUUAAACUUAAGGACAGGAAAGACAUUGAUUAUCUAAAGUGCAUGUUGCAGCACUUGGAAUUCUUUGGCUUGUAUUUGUCCAGCCCUCUUGACCCACAACACGUGCAUAGUGGUGGUUCAAAUGCCAUUAACUUUCCAGCAUUUGUUGCUGCAGCACAUCCAUGUCCAUAAAUUUUAAAUAAUUGCAGCAAAUGUUGUAUUAUCAUUGAGAACAAAAUAUUUACUUGUUUUUCAGUGUAAUUCAGCAAAUGGUGAAGAAAUGCUACUGCAGUCCUCUGAGGGAUAAGAACUAACGUAUGUGGUGUAGGUUUCUUAGCGUUUGAGGCUCUUGUGUGUAUGAGUGUAUGCAUUUAUAAAUUUCUAUAGAAA
Leucoraja erinaceus (little skate) is the source of this 2225-nucleotide messenger RNA. Its product is annotated as histone-binding protein RBBP7. NCBI's taxonomy places the organism in Eukaryota, Metazoa, Chordata, Chondrichthyes, Rajiformes, Rajidae. Gene Ontology annotation, cellular component: nucleus; ESC/E(Z) complex; NuRD complex. The record is from RefSeq and is a predicted model, not a curated record. The transcript has 12 exons. Gene Ontology annotation, molecular function: histone binding. The coding region runs from base 142 to 1428 and encodes 428 amino acids. Gene Ontology annotation, biological process: regulation of gene expression.